AUGUCUCUGCAGGGCGAGGACGCGUUGGUGGCUUUCGAGAGUUUCAGUUUCCUGGUGAAGUGCCUGGGUGUCAAUCCGCCCAUCUCUUGUGAACGCAAACGGGCACGGUGUGGCCACCAAUGUCUCAACGUACUGUCGAUCCUCCUUUCCACGGCAUUCUACAGCUACCUGCUGGCUUCGUCGCUAGACUCACAGCUGCUGAAGGUCAACUGGAAAUCACUGAUCAUCGCGCGUUUGCACGAUCUCUACUUUAUUCUCCGCUACCUCACCGUGAUCGUGGUGCAGCUGCAUGUCCUUCGAACUGGCGGUGAAACAAAUCGCCUGUUUCGUGCGCUCAACAACAUUUCCAACGCCAUAAGCCUGCUGGCCAAUCGUAAAGGAUUCACUUGCACGGUGCACUACUUCGGGACGAUCAGUUUCGCCAAAAGUUUGCGCAUUUUCGCCGUAGCCUAUCCGUUGGUUUGCCUAAUGGUUUCCAGCAUAAUGAUCAACACGUUCGAAUUGCAGCCCUUCGGAGGUAGCCACUUUCAGUUCGUGCGCAUUCUGUACUUUGAAACGUACGUUCAGCUGUGGUUACAGGCAACAUUGGCCCUGCUGUUGGUUCAUUCACGGUACGAGGCGCUGAAAGAGUUGUUCGGAAUGUACUUCCCAACGAGCCCCUCGGCCAUCGGGAGCCGCGGUGAGUUCGCGAUCUGCAGCGAGAAAGAGCAGAUUAAUGUGCUGAAGCAAAUCAAGAUCCUGCACGACAAACUGAACGACGUCGUCGAGCUCGUUAAUUACUGCUUCUCGGUGCAGAUCACAUUCUGCGUCGGGCUGUGCUUCGUCAUCGGGGUCGUCUGCUCGUUCGGCCUGUUCCGCGCGUUCAUCUACCGCAACGAGCUGUUCUACAUGGGCGUAUUGAAUUUCAUCUGGUACAUGUACUAUCUGUUUUUCGUCCUGUUCUUCAUCGCCGUCGGGAGCAAAAUAACGCGCGAGGGCAAACGAAUCGGAAUCCUGGUGCACAAGGCCAUUAACUGUUCCACUUCGGAGGGCGUGAUUAGAGAACUGAACUUGUUCUCCCAACAGUUGCUCCAUCGCAGUCCCGUCAUCACGUGCGGUCUUUUCGUCUAUGACUGGACACUUUGGUACACGAUGAUUGGCGCCACGGCGACGUACCUCAUCAUCUUGAUACAGUUCGAUGUCUCCUUUCCUAACUUGGUUAACGUUAACGCAACUGCGGCUUACCGUCACGGCACAUAG
This is a messenger RNA of Anopheles bellator, 1239 nucleotides long. RefSeq lists its product as uncharacterized. Gene Ontology annotation, biological process: sensory perception of taste. NCBI's taxonomy places the organism in Eukaryota, Metazoa, Arthropoda, Insecta, Diptera, Culicidae. Gene Ontology annotation, cellular component: axon; dendrite; membrane. The transcript has 6 exons. The coding region runs from base 1 to 1239 and encodes 412 amino acids. The record is from RefSeq and is a predicted model, not a curated record.